Aspergillus tubingensis is the source of this 2574-nucleotide messenger RNA. Its product is annotated as calpain-like protease PalBory. Gene Ontology annotation, biological process: proteolysis. The transcript is spliced from 4 exons. Gene Ontology annotation, molecular function: calcium-dependent cysteine-type endopeptidase activity. The record is from RefSeq and is a predicted model, not a curated record. Bases 1 to 2574 code for a protein of 857 amino acids. Lineage: Eukaryota; Fungi; Ascomycota; Eurotiomycetes; Eurotiales; Aspergillaceae.
AUGUCUAGACCGAACGCUGCAUCUACAAAGUUCUUAGUCAACCAGGCCUUGAAAGCUGAGCGAGAUGCAUCUAGUGCUGUUACUCAAGGCCAGGCCCUUGAGUCUGCUAUCGACGCCGCCGAAAAUUACAUGAAGGCGUUGAGUCUGACAACCGAAUCAAAGGAUAGACAGGCUCUUGAUGCGAAAUGUAAGGAAUGGCUCACACGGGCAGAAAAGAUCAAACAGAACAAGGACUGGCAGGCCGUUGUCCAGAUUCAAGAGAAAAGCGGUCUCACGGCGCGAUUUCCCAAAUCCACACGUAAACUUACCACACGUGAGGAGAUUAUUCUGCUUGAGAGCGCAAAGCUCAAUGGCUUUAUCUUUCCUCCAUGGAAAAAUGCCCCGGGCCCCGAAGAUUUUGAGAAGGGAGUUGAAGGGCUUUUUACUGACAAGCCAGACCUCCACCUGUCCAAACAGCAAAGGCGCAUUCUGGCAGGCUGGGAGCGUCCCUCUGAGCUGUUGUCUAAGCAUGCAAACAGCAUACAUGGCCUGAAAUCAAGAAUGCCUGUGAUGUCGGUUUCAGGCACUACAGAUCUCGUCCAAGAUAUGUUGACCGACUGCUCCGUCGUUGCCAGUCUCUGUGCUGCUACAUCAAGGUCGGAGCGUGGUCUAGAUAAGCACCAUCUUCCCAUCGUUUUCCCCUGCGAAUACGGGCAGGUAAAUCCAAUGAUUUCCCCUUCAGGAAAAUACAUAUUCCGCUUUUAUUUUAAUGGAUGUUUCAGAAAAGUUGUCAUUGAUGAUCGCUUGCCGGCGUCAAAAACAACAAGAUCACUUCAUGUUGUUGAUCGAAAUAAUCCUAACUUUCUGUGGCCGGCCUUUGUAGAAAAGGCGUAUCUGAAGCUUCGCGGGGGCUAUGACUUUCCUGGGAGCAAUUCUGGUACAGACUUGUGGGUCUUGACAGGCUGGAUUCCCGAGCAGGUCUUCCUCCAUCAAGAUGAUGUAACUGCAGAGCAACUCUGGAGGCGGCUAUUCAAGCGCUUCCGGCAUGGCGAUGUCCUACUGACGAUAGGUACGGGCAAAUUAACCGAGAGGGAGCAGAAAGAACUAGGCUUAGCGAGCGAACAUGACUACGCUAUCUUGGAUAUGAGAGAGCAGAGAGAUCGUCGCCAAAUGCUUGUAAAGAACCCAUGGGCAGGUGACGAUGCCACCACCGGAGAUAUCGCAGACAGUUUCGGACUUGGACAUACAUCUCACACCCCUGCGUCCUCCUUACCAAGGACCUACUGGAUGGAUUGUGAGAGUGUCUUACAAAACUUUGAGAACCUGUAUUUGAACUGGAAUCCGGGAAUCUUUCGCUAUCGGGAAGACAUUCACUUUACAUGGGACCUUUCAACUGCCAAAGGGGUGGCUGGCUGCUUCGCGAAAAACCCCCAGUUUGCUAUUACCUCUGAGAUUGGCGGUAAUGUCUGGCUACUGCUUGGGAAGCAUUUCAGGUCGAUUCAUCAUGAUGAGCAAAACCAAGUGCCCCAAGACGAUCUGGAACCAGGAUUCAUUAGCAUCUACGUGUUCAACGCAAAUGGAAAACGAGUGGCAUUAAGUGAAGGAGCCCUUCACCGCGGUCCAUACGUUGACUCGCCAAAUACCCUCAUGAGACUGGAAAUGCCUCCAGGCACGACCUACACUGUCGCGGUUUCUGAGCAGUCAUUACCCGCUGUCAGCCAGAACUUCACAUUGUCGGCUCUGUCCGACAAUCCCUUGCUCUUGGCGCCUGCCCAGAACCGAUACGCUUGCCUGACAAAAACUCAGGGAAUGUGGAUGCCUUCCACGGCAGGAGGAAACGCCGAAUCUGCCCGCUACCCGUUUAAUCCUCAGUUCCGACUCGAGGUUCAUGACGAUACAGAUAUAUCAAUUCUGCUGGAACCAUCGGAGCCGGAGCUCGCUACGCAUGUCAAGUUGUUCUGGUCCAAUGGACAGCGUGUGACUAGGGUUCGGAACCGCGAUAUCAUAACCGAUAGCGGUGAUUACCGGCGUGGCGGGUCUCUUGCGGAAAAGAAGAGACUCGGCGAAGGAGUCUACACGCUCGUCUGCUCAACCUUCGCCCCGGACCAACUUGGACGGUUCACACUCUGGAUUUCGUCGGCACUACCGUGCGACGUGAAGCCGCUUGCACCAGAGGCAGCAGGGCGACGAGCGGUCAUAUCUGAUAUCGGGGUCUUGACUCCUGGGAAAGAUCGGAUGCUGGCAUCCUUGGAGACCAAUCGCUUGACCCGCAUUAAGCUGAUAGGACGGAGCAGAAUGUCUACGAUCGGAAAUCGCGCCGUUGGCCCGUCUCCAAUGUUGAUGACAGUAGAGCUUGGUCAAGGGCCGUACAAGGAGAUACUGGCUACUUCUGAAGAUGGGAACCAUAGUGAUGCGAUAUCUGGAGUACGAAUUGAGGACUUCGAUCUGCAUCCGGAUCUCGCAGAUCAGGGUGGAGCCUGGAUAGUCAUUGAGAGAAUUGGAGGACCUGGGGGACAAGUUGAGGACCACUUUGAAGUCGAAGCUUUGGCCGAGGAGCGGGUGGAUAUCGGCGAAUGGAUCGUUGAGGAUGCAUGA